CGGACGCGUCCUCGACAAUUUCAUAGGAAUGCUGGCGCGGAAGAUCGUGCCACGACCGUCCGCAGCGUCUCAAGCGGGGUAUGCCCGACUUCCGGGCGAAGCCUUUGCUCCAGAACUGCCGUCGCCCGAUAUCGUCAUCUAUCGACUCGGCGGACGGUGGUCCUAUGUUCCACGCGCGGUAUCGUACGAGCAAGCAAUCGAUUACGUAUACUGUGCCUUCCCUGAACUGCGUCCCAUUGUUCGAGAGCAGCUCUCGUUCAUGAUCACAGUACCAAGACAGUUCGACAGAGCGAUCAUCACCCCUCAAUUUUGGAACUCAGGUACGUGAAUGGCGCACUGAUAUGACAGAGCUCUGAAGUAAAUUGCUCAGUUGUACCGACGAUGAAUCGUUUCGGGAUCAUUGAUAUCGUGGUUAGCGAUCCCAAAACUCCGCUGCUGCUGCGACAAUCCCGCCGGUCGCAUGACUUGACGUACCCGCGUCACGAUGUCGAAUGGAACCCGGAUCACCAAGGGCUUCCUACGACAAGGCCGCAUGCUAUCGGGCAUCGAACAUCGCGGCACCGACCUCUCCACCGAAACUCUUCCACCUCGCUCACUAGCAGAGCAGUCGAGCACGAUCCUGCGACGUCGUACUCUUCGCAUCAACUCAUC
This is a messenger RNA of Punctularia strigosozonata HHB-11173 SS5, 651 nucleotides long. RefSeq lists its product as uncharacterized. The transcript is spliced from 3 exons. Bases 29 to 328 code for a protein of 99 amino acids. NCBI's taxonomy places the organism in Eukaryota, Fungi, Basidiomycota, Agaricomycetes, Corticiales, Punctulariaceae. The record is from RefSeq and is a predicted model, not a curated record.